CUUUUUUUUGUCCCAAACAUUUUCAAGAAUUUGGCAUUUAUCACCUGAGAAUUCAAAUUUCCUCCCCUCCAAACGCUUUCUCUCAGAGCCUGGAACCUUUUUCUAACAAUACUCAAAAAAAGACUCAUCCGGCAAGUUAAAAGACCCGACCCGGAGAGUUAAAGCCCAAUCCGAGUGAGUGAAGCUUAGGGGCGUUGUUCGGUCCGGUCCUAUACUCUUAUCAUCCUUGGCAUUGUUGUUUGUUCCAUGGCGGCCCCAAGGGUCUUGGUUAUCGACGCGGGGCGUUUGGCCAGAGAUGAGGAGAAGAAUCUUGAUUUCCCGGCGAUCUCUGCUGCCGAAUCGCCGACGGGUAAGCGGUUUAAGGAAGGCAAGAUUCAGUUUACCAACUGGGAAUUCGCGACGGCUCUGGGGGUUUUCGCGGUGUCUUCGACUGGGUUGUUCUGCAUCUACUUGACCAUGCCUGCGGCCGGUUAUGGGAAGCUCAAGCUGCCACGUACGGCUGCCGAUCUCCGGAUUCUCAAAGAGCAGUUGGCAAUGUACGCUGAAGUAUACCCUGCAAGAUUUGUCAUUGGUUACUGCUCAACUUAUAUAUUCAUGCAGACUUUUAUGAUUCCUGGGACUAUUUUCAUGUCCUUACUUGCUGGGGCACUUUUCGGUGUUCUUAAAGGGCUUUUCUUGGUUAUCUUUAAUGCAACAGCUGGUGCUUCGUCGUGCUAUUUUCUCUCCAAAUUGAUUGGCCGGCCUAUAGUAAACUCGUUAUGGCCUGAAAAGUUGAAAUUUUUCCAAGCUGAGAUAGCAAAGCGUGGGGAUUCAUUACUUAAUUACAUGCUAUUUCUGAGGGUGACCCCAACUUUGCCAAACCUUUUUAUCAAUUUGGCCUCUCCAAUCGUGGAUGUACCAUUCCGUAUUUUCUUUAUGGCCACAGCAAUUGGUCUUAUUCCCGCUGCCUUUAUUACUGUCAGGGCUGGGCUUGCCCUCGGAGAUUUGCAGUCAGUAAAGGAUUUGUAUGAUAUCAAGACUUUGUCUGUUCUAUUCCUCAUUGGUUCUGUCAUUAUAUUUCCAACCAUUCUCAAAAGGAAGCAUUUAUACGAAUAGUUUUAACUCUUUUUUUGGAUCUUAGAAGAGAUUAAAACUAUAGCUAGGAAGCGUAGGAGUCAGAAAAUGGUUCUUGUUUGGUAUGACACAACCUAAACGCAGACAUUAAAUGUUGUUUGCUUGUCUCUUGCAUCAACAAUCCAUAAGUUCCCUUAUUGGUUCUUAUGUAUGUUGAUUGUACUAAAUCAUGUCUAUGAGGCUGAUAUGUAAUGUGGAAUGCUUUAUGAAUGAUCUUACAAUGCUACUGUAUAGAGAUGAGUAGUUCAGGGAGUUCUAGUGUUUAUCUUGGUUUAGUAAAUGUUUAAAAUUCAUCAGCAUUAAUUCUUCAAAGCGUAUGUUCCAUUUGCCUUUA
Molecule: messenger RNA, 1447 nt
Organism: Cuscuta europaea
Lineage: Eukaryota; Viridiplantae; Streptophyta; Magnoliopsida; Solanales; Convolvulaceae
Source: the annotation of a GenBank genome assembly